AUUGGGUAUAUUAACGUGCUGUGGAUUGGGUUAAGCUUAUGAAAUCUAAGACAGUUAAGUCUGAUUUGUAAUAAUACCUUAGAAGCCCAAGUUUCAUUAGCAUUUGUAUUUUUGCUGGUACAGAAACUUUGUGUUUUAUAUGAAGUUGACUUGGAUUGUUAGAGAAAAAAUAUUCAUAAACAGUUUAAGUAAUAUUGUUGCUUUAUCAUAUUGCAGUUUGACGUUGAAAAUUGUAAAGUUUUAAUCUGCACAGUCCUGCACUAUUUUUGUGAUUCUGUUUUUAUCUUGAUUUAUUCCGGUUGCUGCCUUUUAAAGUGGGGGGGGGAGGGGUAAAAAAAAAACAACUCUGGUGUCUUUACCAAGUCUGUUUCAGAGCUUUUUGAUUCAUUUGAUCUUUUUGGAACACUUUACCUCCUUUACGUUUCUAUCUGUGUUCACUUUUGCACAUUGUGUAACUUCGUGCUGACUAAAUGAGGGCCAGAGAGAGAAAGAUAAACUUAUCAGCAUUUUUAUUUUAAUACGUUAGAGUGGAGGAAUGUGUAUGCGAGGGUGGAGAUUACGGGUAAGUUGAGAAAGGAAAUAGUAACAUUCCAGAUUUUUCCUACUUCUAACCUUAUUCUCAGUUUUAAACAUUACUGAGUUUACUCAGCAUUUAUACAGAGGAAUCAAUCAUCCGAAGGUUUCCUGUUUUAUAAUGGGUUUGUAAAACACUAUCUUGACUUAAUCUGUGAUCAUUGCAAAAAUUGUUUAAAGACUUUCAUUACUGGUUGUAAUUCACAUAGUGUGAUGAUUUUUAAUUUCGUUAUUAUAUAUGAAACUUAAAAGUAAUGACAGUUAUUUGGAAGACAAUCAGAAUUACUUUUAUAGAACACUUAGGUCCAGAAUAGGUCUUUCUCAAAUGUCAUGAUGUAAAAGGGGCAAGGAAUGUACAUUUAGGUGAGAAACAGCAGCUUCUGAUGCUAGUUCCCUGAAAAACCUUACUUCUGCAACCAAAAGUUGGGUUAGGAGUAUUUCAGGAUUGUUUCGGAGAAAAUCAUGUAGGCGCCAGGCGUGGUGGCUCACGCCUGUAAUCCCAACACUUUGAGAGGCCGAGGCGGUGGAUCACUUGAGAUCAGGAGUUCCAGACCAGCUUGGCCAACAUGGUGAAACCUUGUCUCUACUAAAAAUAAAAAAGUUAGCCAGGCGUGGUGUUGGGUGCUUGUAUUUCCAGCUACCCGGGAGGCUGAGGCAGGAGAACCGAUUGAACUCGGGAGGCAGAGUUGUAGUGAGCAGAGAUUGCACCACUGCACUCCAUCCUGGGCGGUAAAGCGAGACUCCGUUUCAAAAAAAAAAAAAAAAGGAAAAUUAUAUAGAUAUUUAACUUUUUAAAAGCCAGCAAAUGGUUCUUCCAAGAAGGUUAGAAAACCUCUGCCCACGGUGUUUCUUAAUCCAUGGAUUUGUGGUCUAUUUUGAAUCCAAAAGCCAGAAAGGCUAUUUAAGCAUAUAUAUGUGUAUGGUUUUUAUUUAUUUAUUUAUUUAUUUUUGAGACAGAGUCUCGCUCUGUCGCCCAGGCUGGAGUGCAGUGGUGUGAUCUCGGCUCACUGCAAGCUCCGCCUCCCGGGUUCACGCCAUUCGGCCUCAGUCUCCCGAGUAGCUGGGACUACAGGCGCCCGCCACCACGCCCGGCUAAUUUUUUAUAUUUUUAGUAGAGACAGGGUUUCAUCAUGUUAGCCAGGAUGGUCUCGAUCUCCUGACUCCGUGAUCCGCCCACCUCGGCCUCCCAAAGUGCUGGGAUUACAGGCAUGAGCCACCGUGCCCAGCCAAUGUGGAUGGUUUUUAAAUUUUUUUAAUUAAAAAAAAUUUUUAUUAAAUUUAUUUAAAAAAAUUUUUUUUUGGGGAGACGAAGUCUUGCUAUGUUGCCCAGGCUGAUCUUGAACUUGUAGCUUCAAGAGAUCCUCCUUCCUUAGACUCCCAAAGUGCUGGGAUUUAUAGGCGAGAGCCACCAGUUUAUAUGUGUUUUUUAAAGGUACAAAGAUGAAACCUGUAGUUUGUAUUAGGGAAACAAAUGAAAAUAAGUAGUUGCAGUUUAGUAUAAAAAGUUGAAACUGAAGUAUGUAUAUAAAAAAGUACUAUGGGAGCUCAAAGGUUUUUCUUAAAAUUUUUAUUCUGUAUUAGAAAAGGGGGAGGUGAGUGGGCUUUCUGCUUUUGUCCUCUUUCUGCGUGUUUAUUCAAUACUAUUUUGGGCCUCUACCAUAGACCUUUAUUAAUUGGUAAGCUUGCAUGUUUUUAUUAGUAAACUGGCAUAUGAUGUUGCAAAAAAAAAAAAGUACCAGAAAAUAUCCAGUCUGCUUGUGUGACUUUGAUUUCCGUAGUAACUUGUCAUAAAUAAGAUAUCUUGUUGUUUUUCUUUUCACAGAUGCUGCACUUAAAAGGAUGCUUGUUUUGAUGUCCUGCUCAUUGUUUUCCCUAUGAACCAAAAGUUUUGGAAGGUCUCCAUCAAGAAAACAAAAUUAUUCAUCAAAAAAUGAAAACUGUGUGGAAGAAACUUUUGAAGAUUUGCUUUUAAAGUAUAAACAAAUACAGUUGGAACUAGAAUGCAUCAAUAAGGAUGAAAAACUAGCAUUGAGUAGCAAAGAAGAGAAUGUGCAGGAAGAUCCUAAAACAUUGAACUUCGAGGACCAAACUAGCACUGAUAAUGUCAGUAUUACAAAGGAUUCAAGUAAAGAAGUAGCUCCUGAGGAGAAAACACAAGUCAAAACUUUUCAGGCAUUUGAAUUAAAACCACUCAGGCAAAAAUUGACUUUACCAGGAGAUAAGAACCGUUUGAAAAAAGUUAAAGAUGGAGCAAAACCACUUUCCCUGAAAUCCGACACUACUGAUUCUAGUCAAGGAUUACAAGAUAAAGAACAAAAUUUAACAAGAAGAAUUAGUACCUCAGAUAUUCUGUCUGAAAAGAAACUUGGUGAAGAUGAAGAGGAACUAUCUGAAUUACAGCUUCGCCUUUUGGCUCUUCAGUCAGCCAGUAAAAAAUGGCAACAAAAAGAACAGCAGGUGAUGAAAGAAAGCAAAGAAAAGUUGACUAAGACGAAAACUGUACAGCAAAAAGUUAAAACAAGUACAAAAACACAUUCGGCCAAAAAAGUUAGCACUACAGCUAAACAAGCAUUGAGGAAGCAGCAAACAAAGGCAUGGAAGAAACUACAACAACAAAAAGAGCAGGAAAGACAGAAAGAAGAGGAUCAGCGGAAACAAGCUGAAGAAGAAGAGAGAAGGAAAAGAGAGGAAGAAAUCAGAAAAAUUCGAGAUCUCUCAAAUCAGGAAGAACAGUACAAUCGAUUCAUGAAAUUGGUUGGUGGCAAGAGGAGAUCAAGAAGUAAAUCUUCAGAUCCUGACCUGAGGCGAUCCUUAGAUAAGCAACCUACUGAUAGUGGAGGAGGCAUUUAUCAGUAUGAUAACUAUGAAGAAGUUGCUAUGGAUACAGAUAGUGAAACCAGUUCUCCAGCUCCUUCACCAGUGCAACCGCCAUUUUUCUCUGAAUGUUCAUUGGGGUAUUUUUCUCCAGCACCAUCUCUUUCUUUGCCUCCACCACCUCAGGUUUCUUCUCUGCCACCUUUGAGCCAGCCUUAUGUGGAAGGCUUGUGUGUUUCUCUUGAACCUCUACCUCCUCUACCACCAUUACCACCUCUCCCACCUGAAGAUCCAGAACAGCCUCCAAAACCACCUUUUGCAGAUGAGGAAGAGGAGGAAGAAAUGCUGCUUCGAGAAGAACUACUUAAAUCUCUAGCAAAUAAAAGAGCUUUUAAGCCAGAGGAAACAUCCAGUAAUAGUGACCCACCUUCACCUCCAGUUCUGAACAAUUCACAUCCUGUGCCAAGAAGCAAUCUAUCAAUAGUCAGUAUUAACACAGUGUCUCAGCCUAGGAUACAGAAUCCAAAGUUUCACAGAGGACCCCGUCUUCCACGAACUGUGAUCUCGCUUCCAAAGCAUAAAUCAGUGGUUGUAACACUAAAUGAUUCAGAUGAUAGUGAAUCUGAUGGAGAGGCUUCCAAGUCAACAAAUAGUGUUUUUGGUGGAUUAGAGUCCAUGAUUAAAGAAGCAAGACGAACUGCUGAGCAAGCUUCAAAACCGAAAGUACCUCCAAAAUCUGAAAAAGAAAAUGAUCCUCUGCGAACACCGGAGGCUUUGCCUGAAGAAAAGAAGAUUGAAUAUAGAUUGUUAAAGGAAGAGAUUGCCAACCGUGAGAAACAGCGUUUGAUUAAAUCAGAUCAGCUGAAGACAAGUUCAUCAUCCCCAGCAAACUCUGAUGUGGAAAUUGAUGGUAUUGGCAGGAUAGCAAUGGUUACUAAGCAGGUUACAGAUGCAGAAUCAAAACUGAAAAAACAUAGGAUUCUCUUGAUGAAAGAUGAAUCUGUUUUAAAGAAUUUAGUGCAACAAGAAGCUAAGAAGAAAGAAUCUGUUAGAAAUGCUGAAGCAAAGAUUACAAAACUUACAGAACAGCUUCAAGCAACUGAAAAAAUUCUUAAUGUUAACAGAAUGUUUUUGAAGAAGCUUCAGGAACAAAUUCACAGAGUUCAACAGCGUGUUACAAUUAAGAAAGCUUUGACUCUAAAAUAUGGAGAAGAGCUUGCUCGGGCAAAGGCAGUGGCCAGUAAAGAAAUAGGAAAACGUAAACUGGAACAAGAUCGCUUUGGGCCAAACAAAAUGAUGAGACUGGACAGUUCUCCAGUAUCAAGUCCAAGAAAGCAUUCAGCAGAACUAAUUGCUAUGGAGAAAAGACGGUUACAAAAGCUAGAAUAUGAAUAUGCCCUGAAAAUUCAAAAAUUAAAAGAAGCCCGUGCCCUUAAAGCAAAGGAACAACAAAAUAUCUCUCCAGUUGUGGAAGAGGAACCCGAAUUUUCUUUACCUCAACCCUCACUUCAUGAUCUGACACAAGAUAAAUUAACCCUGGACACUGAAGAAAAUGAUGUUGAUGAUGAAAUUUUGUCUGGUUCAAGCAGAGAGCGAAGAAGAUCUUUUUUAGAAUCCAAUUAUUUUACUAAACCUAACCUUAAGCACACUGAUACUGCUAACAAAGAAUGCAUAAACAAACUUAAUAAAAAUACUGUAGAAAAACCAGAACUUUUUCUAGGGUUAAAAAUUGGUGAAUUGCAAAAAUUGUAUUCAAAAGCUGACAGCCUAAAACAGCUGAUUUUAAAAACCACCACAGGCAUUACAGAGAAGGUUUUGCAUGGUCAGGAGAUUUCUGUAGAUGUGGAUUUUGUCACAGCACAAAGUAAAACAAUGGAAGUGAAGCCAUGUCCUUUUAGACCCUACCAUAGUCCUCUUCUAGUUUUUAAGUCCUACAGAUUUAGUCCAUAUUAUCGAACCAAGGAAAAACUUCCCCUGAGCUCAGUAUCAUACAGUAAUAUGAUUGAACCGGAUCAGUGUUUCUGCCGUUUUGAUUUAACAGGAACAUGUAAUGAUGAUGAUUGUCAAUGGCAGCAUAUACAAGACUAUACACUUAGCCGAAAACAGUUAUUCCAGGACAUUCUGUCAUAUAAUCUGUCUUUGAUUGGUUGUGCAGAGACAAGUACUAAUGAAGAAAUUACUGCUUCAGCAGAAAAAUAUGUUGAGAAACUUUUUGGAGUAAACAAAGAUCGAAUGUCAAUGGACCAGAUGGCUGUUCUCCUUGUUAGCAAUAUCAAUGAAAGUAAAGGUCAUACUCCUCCAUUUACAACCUACAAAGAUAAAAGAAAGUGGAAGCCAAAGUUUUGGAGAAAACCUAUUUCAGAUAAUAGCUUCAGUAGUGAUGAGGAACAGUCUACAGGACCAAUUAAGUAUGCUUUCCAGCCAGAGAACCAAAUAAAUGUUCCAGCUCUGGAUACAGUUGUCACUCCAGAUGAUGUCAGAUACUUUACAAAUGAGACUGAUGACAUCGCUAAUUUAGAAGCAAGUGUGCUUGAAAAUCCUUCUCAUGUACAACUUUGGCUCAAGCUUGCGUACAAGUACUUGAAUCAAAAUGAGGGGGAGUGCUCAGAAUCCUUGGAUUCUGCUUUAAAUGUUCUGGCGCGAGCAUUGGAAAAUAACAAAGACAAUCCAGAAAUUUGGUGCCAUUACCUCAGAUUGUUCUCAAAAAGAGGAACCAAGGACGAGGUGCAGGAAAUGUGUGAAACAGCUGUUGAAUAUGCUCCAGAUUAUCAAAGCUUUUGGACUUUUCUACACCUAGAAAGUACCUUUGAAGAAAAGGAUUACGUAUGUGAGAGAAUGUUGGAGUUUCUGAUGGGAGCAGCCAAGCAGGAAACAUCCAAUAUUUUGUCCUUUCAGCUUUUAGAGGCUCUUUUGUUUAGAGUUCAGCUGCACAUAUUUACUGGAAGAUGCCAAAGUGCACUGGCAAUUUUACAGAAUGCAUUGAAAUCUGCUAAUGAUGGAAUAGUAGCUGAAUACCUUAAAACCAGUGAUCGAUGUUUGGCAUGGUUGGCCUACAUACAUCUUAUUGAAUUCAACAUUCUCCCUUCAAAAUUUUAUGAUCCAUCUAAUGAUAAUCCUUCAAGAAUUGUUAACACUGAAUCAUUUGUAAUGCCAUGGCAAGCUGUUCAAGAUGUAAAGACUAAUCCUGACAUGUUGUUAGCAGUUUUUGAAGAUGCAGUGAAAGCUUGCACAGAUGAGAGCCUUGCUGUUGAGGAAAGAAUAGAGGCCUGCCUUCCACUUUACACAAACAUGAUUGCUCUGCACCAACUCCUGGAGAGGUAUGAGGCUGCAAUGGAGCUUUGUAAAUCUUUAUUGGAAUCAUGUCCUAUUAACUGCCAGUUGCUGGAAGCUCUUGUUGCAUUAUAUUUGCAAACAAAUCAGCAUGACAAAGCCAGAGCAGUGUGGCUUACUGCAUUUGAAAAAAAUCCUCAGAAUGCAGAGGUUUUUUAUCAUAUGUGCAAAUUCUUCAUCUUACAGAAUCGAGGCGAUAAUCUUCUUCCAUUUUUGCGGAAAUUUAUUGCAUCCUUCUUUAAACCGGGGUUUGAGAAGUAUAAUAACUUGGAUCUGUUUCGGUAUCUCUUAAAUAUUCCAGGACCAAUUGACAUUCCAUCUCGUUUAUGUAAAGGGAAUUUUGAUGAUGAUAUGUUUAACCACCAAGUUCCUUAUUUGUGGCUGAUUUACUGCCUUUGUCAUCCUCUUCAAUCAAGUAUUAAAGAAACAGUGGAGGCAUAUGAGGCAGCAUUAGGGGUGGCUAUGAGAUGUGAUAUAGUACAGAAGAUAUGGAUGGAUUAUCUUGUCUUUGCAAAUAAUAGAGCUGCUGGAUCCAGAAACAAAGUUCAAGAAUUCAAAUUUUUUACUGAUUUAGUGAAUAGAUGUUUGGUUACAGUCCCUGCCCGAUACCCCAUUCCUUUUAGCAGUGCUGAUUACUGGUCCAACUAUGAAUUUCAUAAUAGGGUUAUUUUCUUUUAUUUGAGCUGUGUUCCAAAGACCCAGCAUUCCAAAACCUUGGAACGGUUUUGUUCAGUUAUGCCAGCUAAUUCUGGACUUGCAUUGAGGUUACUUCAACAUGAAUGGGAAGAAAGCAAUGUUCAGAUUCUGAAACUUCAAGCCAAGAUGUUUACAUAUAAUAUCCCAACAUGCCUGGCCACCUGGAAAAUAGCCAUUGCUGCUGAGAUUGUUCUAAAGGGACAAAGAGAGGUCCACCGUUUAUAUCAGAGAGCCUUACAGAAGUUACCUCUUUGUGCAUCACUGUGGAAAGAUCAACUCUUGUUUGAAGCAUCAGAAGGAGGUAAAACUGAUAACCUGAGAAAACUAGUUUCCAAGUGCCAAGAGAUUGGAGUCAGCCUAAAUGAGCUCUUAAAUUUAAACAGUAACAAAACAGAAAGCAAGAAUCACUGAACACUGGGUGCAGUCAGUUCUAAGUCCUUAUAAUAAUUGCCAAAAUUAUUUGAAUGAUUCUUCAAGAUUAGGCUGAUCCCUGGCUAAGGUCUGUGUAAGGCAGACAAGCGUUAUUGAUCAUAUCAAGUUCCCUACAAUAUCCUGUCCUCAAAACCGGAAGCAAUGAACAUGAUCCUCUUCGGUUGGAUAAAUGAACUUCCUGUUUGGCCUGCUUCUAGGCCCUGCCAGAUUCUCAUAACAUCAUAUACGUAAGUAUAGUUCCUCAAAGUGACUGACAUUUAUUUUAAUUUUGCUUUGUUUUUUUUUAUUUUCUCCCCCAUUCCUUUAUUUUGUGUUAUUCCUGACUCACUUGACACUCUCUGAUGCCUGAGAGAUUCCUGUUUGGGAUUUAAUAUCCAGGGCUGUGUUUACAGUAAAAAAAGCAGGCAGUCCCUUUUAGUUUUUCCUUUUUAAAUUUUUUUGAGAUUCUUCAUUUCAGGAUUUAAAACUAUAGCAGUCCAUCUUAAGGAAAGUGUAACUGCCAUGGCCACAAGUCUGCUAGUUGCACUUGAAUGCUCUAUCAGGGUUGUUUAUUACCCUUUCUACGUUCUGGACUCCUUGCCGAGACUGUUUAACUUGAAGAUUAAAGAAACUAUUGCAAAUGCCAGUGCAUCAGAACCUAAGAGUGGUCAAAUAUUAUGUGCAAUUUUUUUGUAAAGAAAUUUUAAUUUAUAAUAAAGUUUAACAGUUUAAAGAACAGUUAAUAUUUGAACUGCUUUGUAUUGAAAUACUACUUUGUAGUAUUGAAAUUGUUUAUAUACUUUUUUAAUAUAAGUUAACUUUCUAAAAA
Homo sapiens (human) is the source of this 8653-nucleotide messenger RNA. RefSeq names its product zinc finger C3H1-type containing (gene ZFC3H1). Bases 3034 to 7824 code for a protein of 1596 amino acids. The record is from RefSeq and is a predicted model, not a curated record. The transcript has 35 exons. Gene Ontology annotation, cellular component: nucleus. Lineage: Eukaryota; Metazoa; Chordata; Mammalia; Primates; Hominidae. Gene Ontology annotation, biological process: RNA processing.